This is a messenger RNA of Camponotus floridanus (Florida carpenter ant), 855 nucleotides long. RefSeq names its product charged multivesicular body protein 6 (gene Vps20). Bases 127 to 765 code for a protein of 212 amino acids. NCBI's taxonomy places the organism in Eukaryota, Metazoa, Arthropoda, Insecta, Hymenoptera, Formicidae. The transcript is spliced from 3 exons. The record is from RefSeq and is a predicted model, not a curated record. Gene Ontology annotation, cellular component: multivesicular body; ESCRT III complex. Gene Ontology annotation, biological process: late endosome to vacuole transport via multivesicular body sorting pathway; vesicle budding from membrane.
UCGACUGGCUCGGAGCGAGGUUAUCUCGGUAUCUUUUCAGUAUCUGUCAAACGAAACGUAACGCAACGUGACUGGCGAGUAAACUGAAUAUUCAACUCGCGAUUCCGUGCUAUCGCCUAAAUCAAAAUGGGAAUCUUCUUCGCAAAGAAGAAGCAACCGAGUCGUGUUACUGAACAGGACAAAGCGAUCCUGCAAGUAAAACAAGCGAGAGAUAAAAUUAAACAGUACCAGAGAAAAAUUGAACAAUGUUUAGAGAAAGAACGAUCACUGGCAAAAGAACUGUUGAAAAAUGGAAAGAAAGAUCGUGCAUUGCUUUUGUUGCGCAAAAAGAAGUAUCAGGAACAAGUUUUAUCACGUGCAGACGGUCAGUUAGAGAAUCUUGAGCGUAUGGUCCAUGAUUUAGAAUUUGCUCAAAUUGAAAUGAAAGUUGUCGAUGGCCUAAGAAUCGGUAAUACUACAUUAAAACAGCUACACGAUUUGCUAUCUAUUGAUGAAAUUGAAAAAAUUAUGGAUGAAACAAGAGAAGGUAUUGAAAAGCAGAGAGAAAUAGAUGAAAUAUUGUCAUCGACACUUGCUGCAGAAGAUAAUAUCGAUGAAAGUGAAAUCGAAACAGAAUUGGAUGCAUUGUUGGAAACCGAGAUCAAUGAGAAGGCUCCUGAAAUACCACAGAAUGUUAUACUACCAGAUGUGCCAACAGAUUUGCCAGAAAAGAAUAAAGAUCGUACAAAAGAAAAAAUUCAGGAACCCAUUGCGAUAACAGCAUGAAGAUUUGAGGAAUUUUGACAGGUUUUUACUGAAAAUUUAAGACUAUGUAUAUAUGUACAAUAAAUAAAAUGUAUAAUAAUUUAUAAUUUA